This is a messenger RNA of Onychostoma macrolepis, 2584 nucleotides long. RefSeq names its product hematopoietic SH2 domain-containing protein homolog. Bases 461 to 1741 code for a protein of 426 amino acids. Gene Ontology annotation, cellular component: cytoplasm. The record is from RefSeq and is a predicted model, not a curated record. NCBI's taxonomy places the organism in Eukaryota, Metazoa, Chordata, Actinopteri, Cypriniformes, Cyprinidae. The transcript is spliced from 9 exons.
CGUAGUUUAAUUGAUUAAAAACAUAAAUUAUGGCACACUGUAAAAAAUUACUUUUCAAAGUAAUUAUUGGAGUAUAUUUUAAAAGAAAAUAACAUUUCAGUUUUUCUACUUCAAAAUCUCGUGUUUAAUUCAAUGUGUUACUUUCUGUUUCUUUGUGAAAUUUACUGGCAAUUUCUGAUGCAAUUUGGUUUCUACACUAAUUUUUUCGCCCAGUGCACCGCAACUUUUCAAAAGCAAUUUGUCAGGUUGUUUAUUUGAGCUUUAGCACAUCAGUUAAAUAUUUCAAAAGAAGUUUGAAAAUGAAAUCUGCACACAAUCACUAACAGUUCACUAUCAGUUCUUUGCCUGUGACCUUUUCCGCUCACUUUCUCUCGCACUCACACAUGCAUUUAAACAGGAUGAGGCAGAAACACUCAAGAACAGAUAGGAAGAGGUAGCAUUUUACAUCCUGCACUUGAGAAUGGACUUUGACUACCAAAACCUUAAAGAUGCUGAAUUUCAGCAGAGAGAAGAGCAACUGAGCACUCUUCCUGCCCAUUACCCAAGACCAAGGCCCCGUCCAUCCGUAGCUCCAGAGAACCAUCCCACAACCAAGAAACCUCCCGUAAAACCCCGGCGGAGCAUAAAGUGUCGUCCCACAGCACAACAAGAGACAGAGCAAUUAAACCAGGGCCAGCAGAAGGAAAAUGAGAUGACAGUGAAGCGAAUGGAUCCUGCUCUGGUUUUGGGUCCCGUGAGGCCCCUGGAGGCUCUGGCUCCAUCUCUGCGUGCUCACACUCUGCUCUGGUUUGAAAGAACGCAGCUGCCUCGACUGCACAGGCCUGGACAGCCUCUUCCCCGCUGGCUCCAUGGUUUCGCUACACGCAGGGAAGCGGAACAGCUGCUACAGGAUAAGCCACAAGGCUGUUUCCUGCUGAGGCUCAGCGAGUCAAAGAUCGGCUUUGCGCUGUCUUACAGAGGAGAAGACCGGUGUCGUCAUUUCAUAAUUGAAGAGGAGGAGUGUGGAUCAUCUGGUAGUGUAUAUCUAAUUGCUGGAGAACACAGCCGUCACAGAAGCCUGGAUGACCUAAUCAACUACUACACCCAUAAUCCUGUGGGGCCUUUUAAUGAGGUGUUGACUGUACCUUGUGUGCAGCCUGAUGGGGGUUUUGAGGAAAUUAAUAGGUGGAGGGUGAAAGACGAGGAAGAAGAGAGAAAUGGAAAAGCAAUAGAUUGUGAGCAGACAAAACUGCCCAUGGCCAUCGGUCCAGCUGUUCUGAAUUCAUCCCCUACAAACCCCUCCAAUACGACCAUUUCUGCAACAGAAGAGCCUGUGCAGUAUGCAGCCGUGAGAAAGCCACUAAAAAAGACCCACUCGCUGCCAGAAUGCAAGUGUGGAACUGAAACAGCGCCUCCUGGGCUAGAAAAUGGCAGUUCUGAGGUUGCUGAAAGACCCUCAAAUCUUAAUCUAACAGGGGAUCAGGUUUCUCCUGUGGAUGUCCAGUAUGCUCGAGUUAACAAACCCCCCAGAGCAGUAUCAGAAAAUACCCCAACUUCAGUGCCCACCCUGACCUCCAGGGAGCGACAGCAGCCUUUACCCCUCCAUCCAUCCCAAACUUUGACACAACAGCAGCAGACCCGAAAUACUGGAAACUGGAGCCCAUGCACACUUAUGAAGAAACCCCCCACACACGCAGUCGUCCAGAAGAGAUCGACUGCUAUGCCAUGGGGUGGAGGAGGCAGGCGGCAGGGGAUGAAGUGAACCUUCCAAAAAUCAUCUGUAUUCAGAGGUGAACAUCAAGGGUGCCCAAGAAGGCUUUGCUAUACCAAGACCCGGGCCUAGUCUUCCUCUUAGACCUCCCCCAAGAUCUGCUCAUGGUCCUUUGCGACCAGAGCUCGCUGGGCAGAGUUUUGGUGUGUCCCCACUGAUGACUCCACCUCAGCAGUCUGGUUUUCGUCAUUCAGAGCAGCCAAAUCUGAACGCUUCCUCCAGUUCCAUUUAUGAGCAGAUUCCUGAAAGACCAACCAGCUCUAAAGCAUGUCUGCCCCCACCAAAUCACAAACGCUGACCUCACAAUUGUAUAGACCUCUAACUUCACCAAAAGAGUGUUUCCUUUGUAAACACUUUGUAUAACGAGAUUAAACAGCAUAGUGAUAUUAGGAUGACAUAUAUGUACCAAAACAUUACAUUGCUUAUAAGCUGUAUAUACAUUUAUAAGGCUUGUUAAUAGUGAUCUCCCCAUGGAGGUUGUAGGCAUGUUUAUCUGUGUUUUUCAUUUAUUUAAAUUGCAUCUGAAUAUAGUUUUUUUUUCCAUAGAAGUGACUCAAAGUUAUAAUUGUACAGUAAAUAAUUUCAUAAUUAAUCAUUUUUAAUCAAAUACAUUAUUACGAUUACCAAAAACAGAUUUUGUUUGGGUGAAUUGCAGCCCUCCUCCCUAUUCAUUUUUAAUUACCUAAAGAUUGAUGAUAUCUUCAAGUGAGGUUUGAUAGACCAUAAUAUAACUAGCUUGAAUUAUUUAGCUGAUGAUAUUACCAUGAAAGACUAAGAAUGCACUAAUCACUGCAUGAGAAGAACAUCACAGAACAAGAAAGCAGACACACAGAU